Messenger RNA from Tremella mesenterica DSM 1558, 741 nucleotides. RefSeq lists its product as uncharacterized. The record is from RefSeq and is a predicted model, not a curated record. Bases 1 to 741 code for a protein of 246 amino acids. The transcript is spliced from 4 exons. NCBI's taxonomy places the organism in Eukaryota, Fungi, Basidiomycota, Tremellomycetes, Tremellales, Tremellaceae.
AUGACCACCGCGAUCCCUGCACGUCUCCUAACGUAUCGCCCGUUCAAAGAAGGUUUCGGUACCUACAUCGACCCUCCUACAAACGUACCGGUAACCGCCAAGACUGUAUCAGACUCUCUCUCUCUCUUAUCCGACCUUUUGAUAGACCGACAUCAUACAGAUGAUCAAGUCGUACAGGCCGCAGCUACCUUUGCUGCCGAUAUGAUAUCUGUCAACAUGCGUGAAGAACGCCCAACGAUCCGUGAAGACGCGUUGAUGGAACGCAUCACAGCCUUGUUGGAUGACAAGAUGACACGUAUGACCACUUUGGUGGAUAACAAAGUGUCAACUUUGAGGGUUGAAAUGCGUCAAAUCAAUGACAACUUGAUCAAACGAAUAGACACCGUGUCGAAAAAGGUCGAUACCUUGUCAAGCAAGUUGGAUACUGUGGCGGAUCAAGUACAAGAUAUCCAAGUGUUACAGAGACAACAGGUUGCUCAGCGAGCAAACAAACGUCGUCGCGCAUCCGAAAAAGAUCUCGUAGCUGUCCCUAGCCAAUUGGAUCCAAAAGCCAAAUAUCCAGUUUUGACCAGACGGGGCGCCCGAACUCUCUCUUCCCAACAAAACAUCCUCGAUCUGUCCGUCGAAGAAGUUGACAUCUGGAUGAAAUGGUAUGAUCGUCAAGGUCUUGAAACCAUGAGCGUGGAUGAGAAGAAAGAAUGGUUGUGGUUAUUUUUGAUAGGACAUGAGGAUGUUUUAUAA